AUGUGAUCACUCUUGACCAUGCUUACCAUGGUCACCUAUCAUCUUUAAUUGAGAUCAGUCCAUAUAAAUUUCAAAAGGGCAAAGAUGUCAAGAAAGAAUUUGUGCAUGUGGCACCAGCUCCAGAUACUUAUAGAGGAAAAUACAGAGAAGACCAUGAAGACCCAGCCAGUGCUUAUGCAGAUGAAGUGAAGAAAAUUAUUGACGAAGCUCAUAACAGCGGAAGGAAGAUUGCUGCCUUUAUUGCUGAAUCCAUGCAGAGUUGUGGCAGACAAAUAAUUCCUCCAGCAGGCUACUUCCAGAAAGUGGCAGAAUAUGUCGUGAAGGACCAUCAGCAAAGGACCCCCGCCACAGCAGAAGCUCAGCACGUCAUCUACAAGAUGAAAGAAAAGCGAGUGCUUCUCAGUGCCGAUGGACCUCAUAGAAACGUGCUUAAAAUAAAACCACCUAUGUGCUUCACUGAGGAAGAUGCCAAGUUUAUGGUGGAACAGCUUGAUGGUAUUCUAACAGGUUUAGAAGAAGCCAUUGGAGCUGAAACUGAGAGUGUGAUCUCUAAGAAUACUCCUUGCAAAACCAAGAUGCCCAAGGAAGCACGGUAA
Rangifer tarandus platyrhynchus (Svalbard reindeer) is the source of this 596-nucleotide messenger RNA. Lineage: Eukaryota; Metazoa; Chordata; Mammalia; Artiodactyla; Cervidae. The record is from the annotation of a GenBank genome assembly.